UCUCUUCGUGUUCACUGUGUCAUAUUAACGUCUCUUAUAUAUUUAAUAGACCAAGUUAUAUAUAUAUAUAUAUAUAUAUGUAUAUAUAUAUAUAUUAUAAGAAGGAUACAAUAAAAAUUCAGGUGCGAACAGGCCUGUCAAAGCCGUUCGUAAUAUGUUCGUGACUUAGUUUCGGACAUUAGAGCGAACAAAGAACUUUGAAUAAUUAAUCAAAAUGGAAAUCCGAAUUAGUAAGAUGAUAAGUGGCUGGAUUGCUGUGCUUCUUUGCCUUUUGGCAUGGUUAUAUUCCAGUAAUGGCAGCACUGUCAACAGGGGUUAUAUAUUCACUGCACCAAAACAUCUAUUAGCUGGCGAAGCGGAAACUGUAUGUGUAUCUUUGCAUAAUGUGGAAUUGCCAGCUCAUGUUCUAGUAGAAUUAUUCACUCUAGAAAAUGGCUCCGACGAGGAAAUUCUGGCAACAACGAAUGAGGUCCUGAGGACUGGUAUGGAAGCUUGUAUGGAGUUGAUAGUUCCAAUGACUAAACAUUCGAUAGCGACUCUGAGGGUCAAAAUGAAAUUUAACAAGCAUCCUGAUUACCUAGUGAACGCUCAAAAGGAAGUUUUCAUAGAUCAUGACUCUGUAGUGUCUUUCGUGGAGACAGAUAAGUCUGUUUAUAAACCAGGGCAAACUGUGAACAUUAGAAUUCUUAUGUUGAAACAUGAUUUGAAGCCACAUAGAAAAGCGAUUCCAAAAGUAUGGAUAGAAAAUCCAUCUGAGAUAAGAGUAGCUCAAUGGACAAACGUGAGUACAGAACAUGGAAUGGCUCAAUUGACUUUUGGACUGUCUGCAGAACCGAGUCCGGGCACAUGGAAAAUCAAAGUUGAGAAGAAUAAAGCUUAUCCCCAUCUUGGACACACGGCCACUUUCGAAGUGAAAAAAUAUAUUUUGCCAAGAUUUCAGGUGACGAUAAAGUCCCCAGGAUAUAUUCUUGCAGAUACUGAAAUUGUAACUUGGAAUAUAUGCGCAAAAUACAGCUAUGGAAAACCCGUGAAGGGUACGUUGAUACUAAAAUUGACACCACAGACUGCAAGUUGGAGACGCAAGCAUAAUCAUCCGGAAAUAAAAUAUGGAACCGCAAUCGAUUCACCGGAUGGAUGUACAGAGUUUCGUGCCUCUGGUGAAGAACUUGGUCAUGCAGAUUGGACAGUUGCGCCCAACAAUAUUAUACUCACUGCAAACUUUACAGAAACUGGUACAGGUCUAACUGAAACAGCUAGUAGUAAAACUGUUGUGGUACAUCAGGCAUUGAAACUUGAAUUCAUACCAUAUACAUCAAAAUACUUCAAACUUGGUUUACCAUAUCAUGGAAAGCUAAGAGUCCUCUUCCAAGACGAUACUCCAACUCCAAAUGAAAAAAUUCAACUAUGUCUUAGAGUGAGAGGCAAAGAGGAUUGGAUAAGUGUUGUUGUUGAAUGUCGAAAUUUCACCACCUCCAUUGAUGGUUUCCUAGACUUUAUUGUACCGCCACAACAUAAAAAUAUUGUACUGCUCCAUUUUGCUGCUACUGCUGUUAAUUAUGCUACUAAAUAUUACUCGCCUGAUAAAAGAUGGAGAGUCUUUAUGGAUCAACCAUCAGCAUAUAUUGAAGUGACACCUUGGUACUCACCAUCGGACAGUUAUCUCGCAGUGGCACGAGGAUCUCAGCCAAUAAUUUGUGGAGAAAAAUAUUCUUUUAACGUCAUGUAUACAAUUCCAUCAAAUCACGAUGCAAACAUAUCAAUUCCUUUUCAUUAUUCGAUCAAUUCCAAAGGAGAUUUACUGAUCUUUGGUCAUGUCAAACACAAACCACACAAAAAUUCUGCUUUGAAUUAUUCAGAAUUUCAUAACUUAUUGGGGGCAGUUGAAUCAUCAGCCAAUAAAACAGAUCAGAGUUAUAUCGUGCACAGAUUUCCAUUGAGCGUUAAAGUGACACCGAGUAUGGCGCCAAUUUCUGAAUUACUUCUGUAUUAUGUACGCCCUGAUGGAGAAACCGUCGCUACAACUUAUACAAUUGAAGUAGGAAAUUGUUUUGAAAAUAAAGUCAAGACUGCCUGGCAUGAUGACGUACAAAAUCCAGGAGCAUCCACACAAUUUCAUAUAGAAGCAGCACCCUGGUCGCUUUGUGGAAUUUCUGCUGUAGAUAAAUCCACUCGCUUCUUGGCUGGUCAUGCUUCAAAUUUAAUCAACACUGAUCAAACAUUUAAUAAACUCAAGAAAUUUGAUGUUAACAAUGUCCCUGCAUUACGUUCCUGGGCACAUUGCGAAGGACCUAUUGAACCUGAAACAAGUGCUGAAGAAAUUGAUCAUUUACCAAGACCAGCAGUGGAAGAACCUCCAGAAUGGGAUCUGCGAAAAAAAAGACACGCACUAAAUAUACUUGGACAAAUAAAUUAUGUGGAUGCUAUGCAAGCCUUUAACGAUUUUGGCGUAAUUGUAAUGACCGAUCUGACCCUUGAAACGCGACCUUGUCCGGAACUAUCAUACUUCAGAAGAUUAUUCAGCCAACACGUUAUAAAGAUGCAUCGCAGUUCUACUUUACAAGAUAAGAUGAUGAUUAAACCACUAGCUUUUCCAUUGUUAAACUUUCAAGAUCAAACUAUGAGCAAUACAGGAAUGGCUUAUGUUGACCAGCAACCUGAUCAGGCAACCACAUUAAGAUCAUACUUCCCAGAAACAUGGUUAUGGGAAUUAAUACCUACAGGAAAGGAAGGCAAAGUAACAAUAGAACGUACGUUGCCACAUACUAUUACGGAUUGGAUAGGACAUACUGUAUGCAUAAGUCCUAAGCAUGGACUUGGUAUCGCCCCACCUGCAACAAUCACAGCCUUUCAAUCAUUCUUCCUGGACUAUAGUUUACCAUACAGUGUAAAGAGGGGCGAAAUAUUACGUUUGAAAGUCUCUCUCUUCAAUUACAUGCAGCAUAGUUUACCUGUGAAGAUUAAGUUUGGAAAUGCUGAAGGACUGGAUUUGUACAUUUCAUCUCCUACAGCAUCAUACUGCGUUGAGCCCAGGGCCAGUAUAGUCCAUGAAUAUAUGCUAAAACCACGACUCUUAGGUGAAAUAAAUAUAACAGUGUCAGCUGCUAUUGAUCCAGACUAUGCAAAACCUUGUGGUCCUGAGAUCUUGAUUCAUACUAAAGAUACAAUCAUCAAGCCUAUCAUGGUACAACCAGAAGGUUUUGUUGUACAAGUAACAAAAUCAGCAUUUGUAUGCCCUAAGGAUUUUAGUGAUGAUUCAACGAUUGCCUGGAAUUUAGAAUUACCUAGUGAACUUGUUCCUGAUAGCGCUAGAGCAUAUGUGUCUUUGAUAGGAGACAUCUUAGGGCCGGCGUUUGAAAAUUUGGAGAAUUUGGUGCGACUCCCUAUGGGUUGCGGUGAACAGAAUAUGAUACUUUUUGUACCUAAUAUUCAUGUUAUAAGAUAUCUAGAGGCUACACAGAUGCAAAAUCCUAUAUUGCGAGCUAAGGCCAUUAAAAACAUGGAAAAAGGAUAUCAACGGGAAUUAAACUAUAGACAUCCGGAUGGUUCUUACUCUGCCUUUGGAGCUGCUAAUACAGAAAGUGGUGGAUCAAUAUGGCUGACAGCAUUCGUAGUAAAAUCAUUCGCACAAGCCCAAUCAUUUAUUCAUAUAGAUGAACGAGAUUUAAAGCUAUCUGUAAAGUGGAUUGUUAGGCGUCAACUUGAAAAUGGAUGUUUCCCUGUAAUCGGCAGAGUGUUCCAUAAGAGUAUGAAGGGUGGUCUUAAAGAUAGCUCAUCAUCUUUAACUGCUUAUAUUUUAAUCUCGUUACUUGAAUCUGGAGUUCCAUUGUCCUCACUGCUUAUCAACAAUGCUCUAAACUGUCUAGAAAAAGGAAUUGCUCAUAACAAUGACGAUCUUUAUACAGCCACAUUGUCAACAUAUGCUCUCACGCUUUUGGAAGAUCCCAGAGCACAAGCAUCAUUGCAAUCACUAAUGGCUCGAGCAACGCGUCAGCAAGAUUUACUCUGGUGGGAAAAUAAAGAAAAACCAUCAACAGGUUUGAGCAUUGAAAUGACAGCAUAUGCUAUUUUGUCUCUUGUAAAAAUCGGUGGUAAUGAAAAUAUGAUAGAAGCUUUGAAAGCCGUACGCUGGAUAUCUAAACAAAGAAAUGCAGAGGGUGGUUUUACGUCGACCCAGGAUACUGUAUUGGGAUUAGAAGCUCUUACCAAAUACGCUAUUGCUAUGUCCACUAAAUCGACUGAUCUCUCUGUUCUGGUUACUGGAAAUGAAGUAGAUCAUGUAUUCAGAAUGCAAAAUGCAGAUCGUCUUGUCCGCAGACAAAUAUUCUUGCCAGUCUUGCCAACAGUGGUGGAAGUAUUUGCUGAGGGCGAAGGAUGUGUCUUAGUACAGAGUAAUCUGAAGUACAACAUUCCACAUGCAACAGGAUCUGAUGCGUUUGAUUUAUCAGUAUCUGCUGAAUCUAUAGCAUCUGUGGAUGAAUGCUCCAUGCAGAGAAUAACUGCAUGUGCCAGAUAUAAAAUGGCAGAUGAAGAGAGUAACAUGGCUCUACUUGAAAUUGGUAUGAUUAGUGGUUACGUACCAGAUCGUACCAGUCUUCUCUCUCUCAUUGAAGAACCAUCAACCCAGGUGAAACGAUUCGAGGAAGAGCGCGAUGUCAUUAGUAUCUAUUUUGAUAAAUUAAUGGGUCAGAGAACCUGCAUUUCAUUUAUUGUCAGUCGAGAAAAUAUCGUCGACCGUCCAGAACCGGCGAACGUUAAACUCUACGAUUACUAUCAACUAGAACUCUUCGUGACAACCAGUUACAGUUUUUCUCAAGCCUGCAGUAGCGCCGGUGAAGAUGAUAUACAGCCAAUACCAAACCCCAUGCCUGUGGAACCAAAAUUUAAUCACUCUAAUCUGGAGGCCAAUAUAUUUGCGUCAGAAGAUUCAAAAACAACAGAAAGAUUAAUAAAAAAUGUCGGAAAAGAUAGUGCAAAUUCAAAGCACAAACUUGGCAUAUCAAGUACAAACAAACCUGAAAUAAUAGUUAUACCUACAAAUCAAUCUGUUGAACCAGAUGACAAGGUUCUGGAUAUUGUAGAGGAUGUUUUAUCAAGUGGACUGGAACCGAAAAUGAUGAAUGUGCCUUUUAUAAAGAGUUCGAAUAGUUUUAUUCAUCCUGAUGGUUUAGAAAACGGCGAAAUAUCUCGUCAUACCAAUAGAAAUUCUAUUAAGACUGAAGCACCUGAAAUAUUACACGAAUCUGGAAGUGGUGAAGUACCAAACGAGACAAAUAUUAGACUGAACCCACUUUUUGUUGAAGUGGAUCACGAUCUAGAAAUGCCCGAAGGAAUAGAAGGACCCUCAGGGGUAUUCGUAAAACCUUCAGAUGAUUUUAUUAAAGAGCAAAAUAGCAAGUCAGAAGUUUUAAUAAAUGAAGAAAUAUUAUUACCCUUAGAAAAUUCCAAAAAAAUUAUAGAUUAUUCACCAAGUCCAAAGAAAUUUGAAAACUCCGAGGAAGGUAUGAUAGUAGAACCAGAGCACUUUAUAUUUGAUAGGAAUCUAUAUACAACACCCGUUCCAGAAGGCAAACCUUCCUGUCCAAUAUGUGCUGACACGUUACCAGCAGAUAUUCAAAAUGUAUACUGCAACGCAAAGAGUAUCGUGAAAGUGGCCAUAAGAAGAUGGCGUAAAGCUCGGCUAUUAUUAGAUUUAAUGGCACCUGUUCAUCCAAAACGUUUACGUUCUACCAUAGAGUUAAACGUGGAUCCAGAUUGCUCCUGUCCGCCAUUAGAUAAGCCUGGUAGCUUUGGUCUUUUGAUAAGCUUCGAAAAUGGCAAUCUAGCAACUCUCAGAAAUCAUGCUGAACAAAGAAUUGAUAAAUUAAUAUCAAUUUAUGCAUUACCGAAUACACAAGGCCCACCUCCAGAAAUAAUGGCGACUCGUUUAACUUGUAGACAUCCUUCUAAUAACUCUACUUCUGUGUCUGCCUUUAGACAGACGGAUACUCGAGAAUUAAAAAUGACAGCAGCGUAGCUAAGAAAGAAGUACAUGAGGGAAUACUGAACUCUAACGGCAAAACCAUUUUGCAACGGCCAAACGGAGGUCAAAAAAUUAGUAACAUAUUUUGUUAAAGAAAGAGACAAGUGAAUAUUUCAUAUAUCUAUUUUCAUAAUCAGCCACCGUUGCUCGAGUUUAUGACAUGCAUUUAUGUCAAAACCUUAUCAAUAUUUUUAUUUUGACCGUUCAAUAUGCAAAAUGAUGAUAGCGUUCGUUCUUUUUAAUAAUUAUAUAAUCAUGAAAAGGCAUCAAUCCCCUUCAUGACAAAUAUUAUAAUAUUCUCACCGUGCUAAAGAUUUCUAUUGAUUAUAUUUUUUUUGUACGAAUCACAUAUGGGUUGUAAAUAAAAAAAAAAAAUAUGGAGUU
This is a messenger RNA of Cephus cinctus (wheat stem sawfly), 6403 nucleotides long. RefSeq names its product alpha-2-macroglobulin-like protein 1. The transcript is spliced from 26 exons. Lineage: Eukaryota; Metazoa; Arthropoda; Insecta; Hymenoptera; Cephidae. The coding region runs from base 215 to 6013 and encodes 1932 amino acids. Gene Ontology annotation, cellular component: extracellular region. The record is from RefSeq and is a predicted model, not a curated record. Gene Ontology annotation, molecular function: endopeptidase inhibitor activity.